Molecule: messenger RNA, 1088 nt
Organism: Manihot esculenta (cassava)
Lineage: Eukaryota; Viridiplantae; Streptophyta; Magnoliopsida; Malpighiales; Euphorbiaceae
Product: NDR1/HIN1-like protein 13
Exons: 2
Coding region: 143-976 (277 amino acids)
Cellular component (GO): plasma membrane
Source: RefSeq, a predicted model, not a curated record
UCUUUUACUUCUUCCACUCUUCUUCCCCCUCUUCAUAUUUAAAUACACUUCUCCUCCUGUCUAUUUUCUUCAUCCUCUUUCAUAGCUAAUACUCCCAAGUUACAAGGUCUUCAUCUUCUUUCAGGUUCUACUUUUUUCUACAAUGGCUGAUCGAGUCCACCCCCGUGACUCGUCCCCAUCAUCUUCCGAGUUCAAGCCUCCGGCACCUUCCUCUCCGGAACACCAUCCUCGGCCGCCUCAGUCUCCCAUGAAACCUCCAGAUUCUUUGCCUGACAAAUCUGUUCCUCCAAUUCCUGGAACUUACGUUAUCAAAAUCCCCAAGGACCAGGUCUACCGUGUUCCUCCUCCAGAAAACGCCAAGCGCUUUGAGAAACUCUCUCGCAAGAAGCCAAGACGCAGCGCUUUCUGCUGCUGCUUUUGCUGGUUCCUCGGCCUCCUUCUUACCCUCAUUAUCCUCGCCGGCAUCGCCGCUGCUGUCUUAUAUCUUGUUUUCCGCCCCAAAGCUCCUAAAUACUCGAUUGAUUCUAUAUCCAUUAAAGGUUUCAAUCUGUCAUCAUCAGUCCCUCUCUCGCCGGAAUUUGAUGUCACUGUUAGAGCCGACAACCCCAACGGAAAAAUAGGGAUUGAUUACCGGUCAGGAAGCUCAGUUAAUAUCUUUUACGAUGACGUUAAGCUCUGUAACGGUAAACUGCCAGUAUUUUAUCAGCCAAGCAAUAACGUGACUCUGUUUGUAACGGCGUUGAAAGGGUCGGGGAUUGAGUUAGCAAGUGGGGUACAUAAGGCGUUGGUUGACGGCGAAAAUAAAGGAACGGUGCGGUUUAAAGUGAAAAUCAGGGCGCCGGUGAAGAUUAAGGUGGGGUCUGUUAAGACAUGGAAGAUGACCGUUAAAGUUAACUGUGAUGUAUCAGUGGAUAAGUUGAAGUCUAACGCUCAAAUUUUGUCCAAGGACUGUGAUUAUGGUGUUGAUCUAUGGUAGGAAAUAGGAAUUUUGUUUUGUUUUCUUUAUUUUUUAGAAAUUGUUGUUUCAUAAGUGAUAAGACAAGGAUGAAAUACAUGAAUAUACAUUUUAGAUUAUAUGUUGAUUGUAA